Chenopodium quinoa (quinoa) is the source of this 1427-nucleotide messenger RNA. RefSeq names its product esterase CG5412-like. The transcript has 8 exons. The record is from RefSeq and is a predicted model, not a curated record. Lineage: Eukaryota; Viridiplantae; Streptophyta; Magnoliopsida; Caryophyllales; Amaranthaceae. Gene Ontology annotation, molecular function: calcium ion binding. The coding region runs from base 160 to 1413 and encodes 417 amino acids.
CUACGUAUUUGCCUUUUUUUUUUUUUUUUUUUUAAUUUUUACAGUUUUCCUAAAGUUGAGAUAGAUAUUCAUUUUUUGGAGAGAGAAAAUUCAAAGAGAAAAAACAAGUUUUUGUUUUUAGAGAGAGAAAGAAGAGAAGUUUUUUUAGAGAGAGAAAAAAUGGCGGAACAACUCACCGACGAACAGAUCGCUGAGUUUAAGGAAGCUUUUAGCUUGUUUGACAAAGAUGGCGAUGGCUGCAUCACCACCAAGGAGCUCGGAACAGUGAUGAGGUCCCUUGGUCAGAACCCUACUGAGGCAGAGCUUCAGGACAUGAUCAAUGAGGUUGAUGCUGAUGGAAAUGGUACUAUCGAUUUCCCUGAAUUCCUCAACUUGAUGGCCAGAAAGAUGAAAGACACCGAUUCUGAGGAGGAACUGAAGGAAGCUUUCCGUGUCUUCGACAAGGACCAGAAUGGCUUCAUCUCUGCUGCUGAGCUACGCCAUGUGAUGACAAACCUUGGUGAGAAGCUUACCGAUGAAGAAGUUGAUGAGAUGAUCCGUGAGGCCGAUGUCGAUGGUGAUGGACAAAUCAACUACGAGGAGUUCGUCAAAGUCAUGAUGGCCAAGUAUUAUCAUGAAAAUUCAAAGAAAAUGGAAAUUAGUAGUGAAGAUGAUAAGAAGAUGAAGAUUCUUUGUCUUCAUGGAUUCAGAACAAGUGGGAGUUUCUUAAAGAAGCAAAUCAGCAAAUGGGAUCCUUCAAUUUUUGCUAAUUUUGAUUUGGAGUUUCCAGAUGGUCUAUAUCCUGCUGGUGGGAAGUCAGAAAUAGAGGGAUUCUUUCCACCUCCUUACUAUGAAUGGUUCCAAUUCAAUAAGGAAUUCACAGAAUAUACUAACUUGGAAGAGUGCAUCUCAUACUUAUGCAACUACAUCACCACCCAUGGACCCUUUGACGGUCUCCUUGGCUUCUCUCAGGGAGCAACAUUAUCAGCCCUUUUGAUGGGAUACCAAUCACAAGGGAAGGUGUUGAAGGAUCAUCCACCUUUCAAGUUCUUCAUAUCGGUUUCUGGAUCGAAAUUUAGGAUUCCAAGCAUCUGUGAGGUUGCUUACAAAGACCCUAACAAGGCUAAAUCAGUUCAUUUUAUUGGGGAAAAGGAUUGGUUGAAACUUCCCUCAGAGGACCUUGCCGCGGCUUUUCAAGAACCUCUCAUUAUAAGGCACCCUCAAGGCCACACUGUGCCAAGACUAGAUGAGGAGGCAACUGAGAAGCUGCUUAACUGGGUGAAAGAGCUGUUGGUCCAGACAAGGAAGGCUAAAGAUUGUGUGCAAAAUGUGGAAGCACAGAAGGAACAAGAGAAGACAGAAGAAGCCUGUGAAGCUGCAAAAGAAGAGCAUAAUUUUACGGAGAAAAGAGAAGUGGAGGUUGUACAAGCUUAAAUACUUAAAUCACA